UUAAUUAUAGUGUAAAUGCAAAUUCUGAAAACAAGUUUUUAUAUCUUUUCCUCCAGCUCCACUCCGACAGACAUAGUUGCUCAUGAUAAUGUCAUGUUUUUUCCUAAUCGAUUCUGUACCGCUAGCUUGAUGAUCAGGAUUCAUCUUACAUGAUUUGUCUCAAGAAUGAUGGACUCCCAAAAAAGUGUUGAUCCUGAUGACCUCUCUCGGGAAAGAAAUGACGUUUUGCUUCAGGCAGACAGAAAAGAUGAACUCUUCAGUGUACCACAGAUGACAGACAUUACAAAUGAUCACAUAUCGCAAGAAAACCCCCAAGAUGGCUUCGUUUCUCAGAGUUUAAUUGACACUGCAUCUGCGGAUGAAGCAGAGGAACCCAGAUUAGAAGACUGUAGAGGUGCUGGGGCUCAAACAUUUGACUCCAAUGGGCAGAAGUCCAAAAGAUCCAGCUCACCUGGUCCUCAGCCUGUAAAAGCAACCUGUGUGGCAGAAAGUCAACCACUCACCCUUCACCUUAGUUCUAAAAUAGUUGAAAGUACUCCUAAUGAUGUAGAAAUGUUGAGCCCUGAAAGUCCAGUGUGUAAGACUUUGAACAUUAGCAGCUCUUUGGAUGAGGAGGAGGAUGCAAAGAUGCUCGCAGAGAACCCCGUUUUGGAAUUGGAGCUUCAUAUGAAUGAUCCAGGAAAUGCAGCCACAGAGAAAGUCAAUCUCCCUGCCUUUGGCUCUGAAGGUGCAGAUAAAGCAGAAAACAGCGAUUCAUCCUUGACUCAGCACUUACUUGACAGGCAAUCGAAUGAAGUUUGCAAAAGUGAUUCUUCGACAAGUUUUUUACACAACACAGAAAAAAACUUUCGGGGGACGCCCAUAGAUGAGCUAAACCGGCUGCCACAAUGUGCCCCUCCUCUGUCUCGCCUGAAAGCUAAUCCUGGUCACACUGUCACAAUCAGGACAGAUCUCCUCAGAGAGGGUAAAGUCCCUAUCCCUUACCCCUCCAAGUUCCAAGAUUCCUGGGAUGAUGCCCACGUGAAGAUGCCCUGUUCUGAGAAAAAUAUGUUUCCCAUAGAGACUGAGGACGGCAGUGGCUUACAAAGCCGGUGGGACCUCAUCCAUUCCUCCUUGCGAAGAGGGUUUAAAAGUUGUCUGGAUGUCAGGGAUGCAGUGUUGAGAUACAACAUAGCCCACUCAAAGAAAUGGGAUUUCACUGCCUUAAAUCUUCUUUGUACUGAGUACCUUGAGCAUGUUGAGGUUCAACACCUUUUUGAGGGGAUUCUGCCUAAGAUGGUUGAUCUAGCACUCAGCGCUCCUCAGCUCUGCACUAUGCCAAUUCCUUUACUCAAAGCAAAGAAAAACCAUUCCCUGACUAUGUCCCAGGAGCAAAUAGCUUGUCUUCUGGCCAACGCCUUCUUCUGUACUUUCCCCCGACGCAACUCUCGCAAGUCGGAGUACUUCAAUUACCCCGAGAUCAACUUCAACAGGUUGUUUGAAAGUUCUUCUCUUAGAAAAAUAGAAAAAUUAAAAACUCUGCUGUGUUACUUCAGGAGAGUCACUGAAACCAAGCCUACAGGUCUGGUUACAUUUACAAGGCAAACGGUCAACAAUCCACCACAUUGGGAAAGCUCUCAGGCUCUUCUGACUCGUUUACAUGUCACUUGUGAGGGAAUAAUUGAAGAAAAUGGAUAUGGAAUGCUGCAGGUGGACUUUGCAAACAGGAUGGUGGGCGGUGGAGUCACAGGAAAUGGACUGGUCCAGGAAGAAAUCAGGUUCCUCAUCAACCCGGAGCUCAUUGUGUCUCGGCUCUUUACGGAAGCCCUGGAACCCAAUGAAUGUCUCAUCAUCACAGGAACUGAACAAUACAGCAGGUAUUCUGGCUACGCUGAGAGCUACAAAUGGGUGGAAAGCUACAAAGAUGAGACCCCCAGGGAUGACUGGCAGAGAAGGUGUACAGAGAUUGUAGCUAUUGAUGCUCUCAACUACAAGGUCUCAAUAGAGCAGUUUUUACCUGAGAAGUUUACCAGAGAACUCAACAAGGCGUACUGUGGAUUUUAUCGAAGCAACAAAGCACCAAAGGACCUUUCUGCCAUAGCGACAGGAAACUGGGGCUGUGGAGCCUUUGGUGGCGACACGAGACUCAAAGCUCUGAUUCAGUUGAUGGCUGCGGCCGAGGCUGGGAGAGACGUGGCUUACUUCACAUUUAAGGACGCUCGGCUUAUGGCUGAGGUUCAUAAAAUGCACUCUUUCCUCUCUGAAAGACAAGUCACUGUUGGGCAGCUGUACUGCCUUUUGAACCACUACUACAACGAGGUGUGCAAGAACUGCCACACGGGCCGUCCUGAUGUCAGUCUCUACAAAUUUAUAUAUGAAAAAGUCCCUCCUUCCACAACUUCUGACAUCGCAUUCCCCGCUAAUGCUGCUGGGAUGUCAUCUGGGACAAAAGGUCCUUAUUAACUUCUCUUGUUUUGUUGUGAGGGUCUCUCUCAGUAUUUCAAUCACACUUUCUUUUGGGUUUGUUUUGUGCACGGAAAACAACCAAAACACAGUUUUGCCUUUAUUGUGGUGGUAAUGCAAGAGCAUCUUUUACGUAACCAGAUAUGGUCAAUUUUUUCAGAAUAUUACAGCAAUAAUAAAACCUUAUUUUGCUGUUGAGGCCUUUGGUCAAAAUGCAAUUUAGAGUUCAUUUUUUUUCUACAUCGUGGCCAAAUAAUAAUCAAAAGCAUGACACUUUAAAUAUUGUUAACCCAGGAAAUACUGACCUUACUCCAUCACUUUGUCUCAUAUUGUAUUUCUUCCUUUUUUUUUAAAUGACCAUUGUUUUAUUAAUGAACGCGGUUGUGCAGGGCACCCUGAAAGCAGAGAUAAUUAUAGGCAAGUUUGUAGUCUAUGCAUGGUUAACAUUUAUUUAUCAAGUAUUCUACAAAUAUAUGCGGCUCUUUUGAAGUAUAACAGACAUGCUGACCUUUACGAUUCAAUGAAAUCAAAAGAAAAAAAAGACUGUUUCAGAAAUUUCUGAUUAAAUUUAGAGAGAAUGUGUGGUCACCAUUUAUUUCAAUUCUUGUUACUUCAAUUCUUUAUGACUCCAGUUGUCAAAUUGUUACAACAAUAAUCAAUAAAAAAGUAUUUCUUUUAUCAUCAUUUUCUUUGAAUGUGGUUGCUUAUAAAUGAGGAUUUCCUGUAUUUUCUGACGAGAGUGUUCCAAUGUUGGGUUUUAGAACACAGUAAAUGCUGUAAAUGUAAUAUCUAGUACUGUAAUUCAGGUUUCUAGAUUGUACUGUUUUUAAUAUUAUUUCUUAAUUAAAAAAUAUGUCAAUCACUAUGAA
This is a messenger RNA of Oryzias latipes (Japanese medaka), 3311 nucleotides long. It is a transcript of the gene parga, whose product is annotated as poly (ADP-ribose) glycohydrolase a. Gene Ontology annotation, cellular component: cytoplasm; nucleus. Gene Ontology annotation, molecular function: poly(ADP-ribose) glycohydrolase activity. The record is from RefSeq and is a predicted model, not a curated record. Gene Ontology annotation, biological process: carbohydrate metabolic process; ATP generation from poly-ADP-D-ribose; nucleotide-sugar metabolic process. NCBI's taxonomy places the organism in Eukaryota, Metazoa, Chordata, Actinopteri, Beloniformes, Adrianichthyidae.